UGCUUAUAAAUUAAAAUAAAGAAAAACAUCAAAAAGGCAUUAAUAAUAUGCAUAAAAAGAAGCUUGAACAGUAAAUUGUUGUUAAAUACUAGUGUGCCACGUUGUUUUCACGCGCUGACAAGUAUUUUGCCGCCUUUUUUUGCUAACAGCGUGCAAAACUUUCCGCUAGCCAGAAUGUCGCUGCAAGCAGCUCUUGAUGAUUGCCUAAUUGAUUUUGAUCGACGUGUGCUGGUCACCGAUCUGCUGGAAACUUACAAAUUAACUUACAAAGAAGCGCACGAAGUGCUCGAGGCGCAUAUUAAGCAGCAGGAAAGUGCAAGUGCCACCAAAUAUGAGAAGCGCUUUGUUGUGCAUGGCAAGCAAGCCGACAGCAAUGCCGAAUUGUAUACAAUUGUGCAAGGCGAGGAGAAGCUUAAGGAAUGGCUGGGCAAGUUGCAAAAUGCUGAAUCGCAGCUGUACUCGGUUGAAGUGGCGGGCGGUUCCAAGAGUGCGGCGCCAAUAUUCAAGCCCAUGAAGCAACUGGAGGUGAAACUGGCAAGGGUAGAGCAGCGUGCUAGUGCCAAGCCUAAUGGUGUCAGCAAUGGUGUGCAUAAACCAGCUGAAGUUAAGGCAGAGGACGUUAAGCCCAACAGCAGCAGCAAAGUGGAAGCACCAAAGCCUGCAGCCGAGGCGCAGAAAAAAGCUUCACCGCCAGAGCAGUCAGGCAAAGGCAAAGCCGCAAAAAAAGGCAGCAUUAGCAACUUCUUUGGCGCUGCUGCAGCGGCUAAAAAGGAACCAGCGAAAGAAACUAAGCCAGCGGCAGCUAAGCCCAGCAGCAUGGAAAACUUUUUCAAGAAGCAACCAGCAGCUAACAAUACUAAGAAAUCACCCGAGAGCAGCAGCAGCACCAGCGUCAAAAAGGAAUCGCUGGCUAGCAACACUAAGAAAUCACCCGAGAGCAGCAGCAGCGACAAAAAGGAAUUGCUUGCUAGCAACACUAAAAAAUCAUUCAAGGGUAGCAACAGCAGCAGCAGCUUCAGCCACGUCAAAAAGGAAUCGCCUGCUGCUAAAAACACUUCUGUGCAGCUUUUCCUUGCGGACAGCGAUAACUCCUCUGAUGAGGAAGAGAAGAUGGACAAGCUGCGUCGCAAUGUAAUUGACUCUGGCGAUGAGUCAGAUGAGGCGAGUGCCAAAACUAGCAGAAGUAAGCGACGUCGCAUCGAGGACUCGGAUGAUGAGGAGCAGCCGCCUAAGAAAACAAACGAGCAAGAGCAAAGCAAACAGCAAGAGAAACCGCUGGAAGCAAUGGAGGUAGAGCAGUCAGCUACAAAUGAAACAUAUCUGGAUGAAGAUGGUUUCGUUAUAACAAUCAAGUCGAAAAAGCAAAAUACGCAGCCAGCUAAGAAGAAGACUUCACCAACUGCAACAGCAACAGCAAAAGCAACUGUAGCUGCAACAAAAAAGAAAUCGCCACCGGCAGCAAAGGAAGCGGCCAAAACCAAACAAGGCAACAUUAUGAGUUUCUUUACCAAAAAGUGAUGCGAUUAUUGAUUGAUGCGUUAAAGAUACACAAAAUUUAUAUUUAUAGUUAACGAUUAAGCAAAGCACUUCACUUCAUUAAUAAACAGAAUUG
This is a messenger RNA of Drosophila busckii, 1612 nucleotides long. It is a transcript of the gene PolD3, whose product is annotated as enolase-phosphatase E1. The record is from RefSeq and is a predicted model, not a curated record. NCBI's taxonomy places the organism in Eukaryota, Metazoa, Arthropoda, Insecta, Diptera, Drosophilidae. The transcript has 2 exons. Bases 175 to 1518 code for a protein of 447 amino acids.